UCGGCCGCGUCUUCCAUCUGUGUAAAUGUCCUUGAGCGAGCUUACACGGAACUCGUUUCAGAGUGGUGUAUCGGCAAAGAAAUGGGUUAAUCUGUGCAAGCUCUUCCUUACGAACAAUAACAUUCACGCGGCAAGCGAUGAUAUUCAAUCGAGCAUCAGUAACUCCGUGCUGAUCCUGUUCCAUAAUUAUCCCGGUGACCCUGGCUUACAAGCCUAUCUGAAGUACGCAAUACAAGAUGGGCUGCUAUCGUUGGCCAAGUUUGUGUCGACCUUCCUUUCUGCCGCUCGUUCCCUAGAGUUACACAACGCAGCAACCCUUGACAUGCUCUGCAGAGUCGCUCUAGACUCCCACUACGAGUCGGGCAUACCUCCCAUAGGUUCUCUCGUCGCCUAUUCGGAAUCGGCCAUGGAAGUUAUGGGAACAGUGCAAGACGCUAUGGCUCUUAUACGAACUGCACACUCGCUCCCGAUGUCUCAUUUCCACCAACUCACAACGUCUGCCUCGGAACUCCUUGUUUUGCUCCUAUCUUGCGCUGUGGACGUAUCUCAGGUAUCAACCGCUCAAGCCAGCAUGCUCUUUAUGGAUGCAGCCGACUUGUUGCAAACUGUGCGAUUGGCACCCGCUGUGUACCAAAAACUGGAGAGCUUCGUCGGUUCUAUACACAAAGUCUUAGUUGACGGGGAGAAGGCGGCGCGAGAAGAGCAGAUCAUGCAAACUUUACACUUGGCUACUGGGAAGAGCAGUCUCGACGUCGGACCAGAAACAGAUCCAGUAACGCUUGGCCUCAUGUUCCACAGCAUUAUUACCGCCAGAGCGCAUGCAUUUGGCGCCGGAGAUAGCAAGAACAUGACAGCCCUUUUGUUAGCAUGGGUUCGGUGGUCUUCGUGGAGUCCUGCCGUCUUCUACAGCCAGCUUCUGUUGUCUGCCAUAACUUGUCUGGCGGAACAGCAAGCGAUCGGCGCCCCGCAUUCCACAGCACUGCUAUGGCGCUCAUUCGUGAUAGGGAGGCUACCUUUUCUGCUAAGUAUGCUCCAAAAGGUCGCAGAAUCGACAGGAUCUGCAGAAACGGACUGGCAACCAGCGUUCAAGCUAGCACUAACCACGGUCUUACGCCGAUCCGACGUCAUCGAAAAAUGCGAUGCAAACCAACAUUUUGGACACGAUAUGGGCGUAAGCAAAGCGACAACUCCCCGCCCGUUUGUCCUGGAAUUUCUGCAUCAGUCCCAAUCUGCGGGUCUGAUCGACAGUUCAUAUGCUGCCACACUCCACCCCGAACUGCUCAACGACUUCCGUUCACGGCUUGAAACAGAAGCGCAGGAUGCGGGUAUGAACAUGAAAUCGUAUUUUGAAACGAAACUGGCUGCAGACACCAACAUUGACGAUGCUUCUGCUCUUCUGGAGCGUAUGUGUGCAGACCCUUGCAGCCACGCAGUUUUUGCACACGUGGUCGAAAAGAGGGUCAGGGCACUUGUAGGCACCCUUGACGUCGAACCGCUCAGCUUCUUGUGCAAAGCUUUCUACCGAUGCGAGGCUGCGCUUGACAUACUGUCUCUCCACAUCAGAAUCUCGGACUUUGUGGCUUGUAUACUGGCGUUUAUUGAGGACUACGACUGCGAGACUGUGGGUGACCCUCAAACCGCAGUAAGCCAUCUUGGGGAGGUUGUCUUGUUUGUGCAAGAAACGAUCGCUCGCUUCGAUCUGACCAGGACAGAGUUCGUCUUGGAUGAACGCCGACUCAGCUUAGACAUCUAUAAGACGGCCGCUCGAGUGCGGCCAAUGACAGCACUUAACGCAGAAGAAACGAAUGCAUUUCACGCAUGGUACAAGGCUCUCUUCGAUACCAGUAGCGAGGGAAUUGAGGACACGAUCCUUCGGAAUACUCGUCCGAGGACGCUCUUGCGAAUCACUGCCACUUUGUUUGCGCACGCGAUCACCAUGUGUGCGCGGCGGAGGAUCGACAAAGACGUACUCAAUAACGGCAUAUCUUACUUUUUGGGCGUGUUGCUUAAUUGGACGCUAUCCGGCAUUGUCAAAUCCUUAUUGGUGAUCGUUCAACAUGAAGGGCUGGAUCCUUCCCUCCAUUUGGAAGUCCUGCAGACAUUGGUCCUCUCGACGUUAUGUCCGCGUACAGUCAUUCGCCUGUCUGCGUCGAGUCUACUUAGGGCAUUUCCCGCGCACAAGCAAGAGCGGGCCAAAAUACCGGCUUUAGACACAGCACCCAUUCGGCGGGUUGCGCUGGAAUCGCUCAACUUGCCCGUCGAAGAGAGCAAUCGGACCUCUCUAUCGCUCGGUUCGCAAAAUUCCAGUUGGACGGACGUUACUGCGCAAGCGAUCAGCACAGUGCUAUCUGCGGCGCAGGCGGGGAAGGCCCACGGCCUUGAUGUUGACCGAGCCCUCGUUGUCACAUCACCUACCACGUUCCUCCAUCUUCUCUGGACGGAAUGCAUGAAGAACAUGAACAUGGGCAGCAUCGAAGCUGCGAAGCGAGUCGCUACCUUCGUGCUUGUAAUGCCACGGCGCCCGCGUUCUCCGCCUCUCCUACCUAUUUUCCUUCACGGUCUCUUGCCGGGGCUCGUAGCGGCAGUUGACACCCACAACACUGCCGACUUCCAGAGCCCUGCGGACGCCCACAAUCCUGCCCAACAAGCGAUGACCGUAGAGCUUAUAGGGGCGAUUGUGUCGUCAGCCCUGACGGCAGCCCUCCAUCUUGAAUGGGCGUUGCAUACCGCUUGUGAUGAACAACGUCCAGUCUUGGGACAUUCCGCAACUGCAAUGGCCCGCCGGUUGGGGAGUGACCUACGUAAUAAAAGCCACGGGCCCACGAGUGCCAUCCUCGUGCAGCGUUUAGCCUCAUCACCAUCCUUCAUGACUAACUUCCCAACGUUCAUGGCCGCUUAACCAGCGGACACGCACAACACGUGUGGGGUAACUUGUAGAUUGCUCCGAGAUUGAAAUUACAAUGGCAUGCACUAUAUGUAAAAUAUGGGGGGAAUCCGGAUAUGUACGUUUGAGCCGUAUCACACAUCAACGGGCGGCGGGGCUACGAAGGAGGCAUGUGAGAAGACACCUGCGACGGUUUCAAUGGGAUGCUCACGACAACAGGCGUUUUCGGACGGGUUGCAUUCUUCAUCCGGAGGGCAG
Molecule: messenger RNA, 3142 nt
Organism: Laetiporus sulphureus 93-53
Lineage: Eukaryota; Fungi; Basidiomycota; Agaricomycetes; Polyporales; Laetiporaceae
Exons: 14
Coding region: 26-2899 (957 amino acids)
Biological process (GO): regulation of transcription by RNA polymerase II
Cellular component (GO): mediator complex
Molecular function (GO): transcription coregulator activity
Source: RefSeq, a predicted model, not a curated record